CUUGCUUCUGGCGGACCAGCCACAGGAAGUGUUCAUGGAACUUUAAACAAUGCUGCGCAAGCAUCUUGUAUUACCAAAGUGUUGUCAGCUUCACAGAAAUAUAUGCGUGAACAAGAGGUAAAAAAUGGGUUUUUUUGGUUUGGCUUUUUAGAUGAUGCUACUCUGAGUGUUCCCACACUAGGAAAGCUGAAAAGGUUUCUUGACCACAGCGGGAAUCGAACCCACGAUCGUCACCGCGAUCACACAAACCUUUCAGCCUGCCUGAUGUGGACGCAGAAUAGCAUCGUGUCAAAAAAUUCCACCUGCAUACAUACACCACAACUAUUACAUUCGUAAAUAAUGUAAUAUAUAGUUGUGGCAAUGAUAAUUUAAAUUACAAAUAGGGAAAAUGCUUUGUUAAUUUCAUCCACAGGGUAAUAUCAGGUAAGAACAUUAAUUGUGUAAGGAAUAAUUAUGUAACUUCUAAACACAAUGGAGAAUAGAAUUAACUGUAUCAAUUAAUGGGAGUGAAAGCGAAAACCAGUUUUAUUACCCAAAAUAUCCCUAAAGCAAUCAAAAGUAAAAAAUCAUAAUUGUUUACGAUGUAGUUUCCACUGAAUGGAUCUAAUAGUAGACUAGUUUAGUGCGGGCGGGAGAAGAGAGGGCGUCGUUUGAGGAAACGCCAGCCCAAAUCGCUAUGACAAAUAUGUUCUCGCCCAUUAAGGAUGAUUGACGUUUUGUAAUUAGCACCUUCACCCAUUAUCCAAUCAUAGUCGAGAUUUAUAUUUAGCAUCAUGCAUGCUUUUUGCUCGACUACUAGGGAGAUUUGCAUUGAUUUUAUGUACUAUUAUUUUAAAACAUGAGCAGCAGUGUUUUAUCAGAUAUAAAGGUGGUUUGAUAAAACACGCACUGCCAAUGUUUUAAAUUGCUUCAAAAACGAUCGAUCGAGUAUAAGUUCAUUGGCGGAGUAGCUUUCGAAAAAUUCGUUGUGUGUGUAGAGAAAAUCAAAGUUUAAAAAAUCAAAGUGUAAAUCAAGGGAAAUCUUUAUCACAUAUAAAGAUACGACACGUUUAUGAUUUUUCUUUGUGUUUUCCUCAUGAAUUAUUAAUGCCUUUUUGAAGCUAUUUUAGACAACAGUCACAACACCUCUAGAGCUUUUAUCUUUUAAAAGACCCCUGAACCACGGUUGUUUAACGUAUCCUGCCGUAUAGCAAAUAACAGUUGAGCAUGUUUUGAAAUGUUAUUCUUAAAAUCAUCAUCCAACCUCAUAGCUGCAAUGCCAAGUGAUGUAGCCUCAACUAUCUGAUCUUGAAUUAUACUUUAAAGUGAACAAAUAACAAGACAACUAUAAGAAAUAUUCGACCCCUGCUCGAGCAAGCUUUGAUUUGCCGAUAUAUUUAAAAUGUAUAAUUGAAUAAUAGACUUUCUCUGUUCUGGUUUCUGCUGAAUUUUGAAGCCGAAAUACUUGAAAUAUAAGAAAGAGUUUUCCUCGAAAGCAUCAACAGGUGGCAUAUUUUCGAUACAUGAGCAAAAUUAUUGUUGACAUUUGAGUUACGUAAAUACUUCCGUUAACGAGAUUGACCAAUGGGAAGCUUUUCCGAAGUGUCUUCGGUGAAGAACAAAUUUGUCAUGGGCAUUUGGUCAGGCGUUUAUUCAACGACGCCCUCUCUUCUCCCGCCCGCACUAAACGCCUGCUACGCAGGCUAAUAGUAGACUCGAUAUAGCUUCUCUAGGUGUCAAAAGUGAAGCCAAAUUAUAUAUGCGAAAACCACUUCCGGGGACCACGGAGUGAUACAAAUUACUAUAGAAAUAUAUGGCGAACAACGUGAACCAAGGUGAGUUUUCCCGAAUUUGAGAUACUGGGCGAAGUUUUACCAAGCUUAUCGCUGCACCGUGGGUAAAAGAUGUUAUGUUAAUGCUUUUAAAACGAAAAUUAUCCGGAUUGCCCUAAAAUAUCGUCAGUUUUGUUCAUCCAAAGUAUUUUAAAUAGUACAUGAAUGAUCAAAAUUAAUGAACAAUACACUCAGCCUCUGGUGUCUCUGCACUAUAAAAACAAUAUACACUCUGCAACUGAAAGUUCAAAAUUCAACUGUAGUAGGCUCACUCUGCAGAAAGCUUCAUUAAGAUUGUUUUCCAGUUUAACAGAAUAACAAAUAAAUACAAGUACUAAAAGUACAAAUAUAUUUAUUACAUAUCUUUAUAACUUAGACAUAUACUGACUACUGCAUAUAUAUUCUGUAAAAAGGCUUACUAAGAUGGAUAAUUGAAAGUUUGAAACCUUCUAGUCGAUCAAGGUUAAACAUAAAUGAUAAAUGAACUACUUACUUCCCUUCAAAGGAUUGCUUGAUAAUAUUCUGCCUCUGUAAUCGGAAAGCAAACCAGAAAUUGUGUUGUCAUACCACUGUGGCGAUAAAAUAUUAUUCCCGCAUGGACAACUUUGAACGAACAAAAAUGACGAUAUUUUAGGGCAAUCUGGGUGAUUUUCGUUUUAAAAGCAUUAAUAUAACAUCUUUUAUCCACGAUGGAGCGAUCAGCUUGGUAAAACUUCGCCAAGUAUCUCAAAUUCGGGAAAAUUCGCCUUGGUUCACGUUGUUCGCCAUAAAUUUCUAUAGUAAUUUGUAUCACUCCGUGCUACCCUGAAGUGAUCAGUUUUCGCAUAUAUAAUUUGACUUCAUUUUUGACACCUAGAGAAGCUAUAUCCAGUCUUCUAUUAGAUCAGUGGUACUUUUCAGUGUGGUCAACACCCGAGGACGAGCUAUAAAUUUGUCAGUCUGUGUACAGACUAGCGCGAGAGAACGUCUGUGAGUUGGAUGCAUAAUCCGGGUUCAGAUCACGUGGAUAGUUCCCAGAUUUGGCGACAGGCCUCUGAUUGGACAGUGCUUUAUUUGAAUAAUUUAUGACAAAUGAAGCUAUUUCAUUGGUUAAUUGAUAAUUAGCAUGCGUUUAAAAUAAGGACACAAAAAUUUUAAAUUCAGAGAUUUCCAGAUCAAGAAUCAAGAUUUCCUUUCGGGGCAUACAAAAGUUUGAAAGACUUGAAAUACAAUCUGAAAAACGAUACACCUGUCCAGAAAUAUAUUGCAUAUACUUCUCGAUGAAGAGAUUUGUUUUGAAUGGGAACAAUGCUGAACGAUGAUCAAUGCCGGCAAGUCCGGUUGUACAAGCUUAGAUCUUGGCGUACAUAUGGCGUAUAUUUGUUUACAAAGACAAAGUAUUAAAUAUAAAUACAACUGGUUAUUCAAAAGGUGUAUUUUAAAGUGAUUAAAAGUUAACUGGCCAAGUAAGACGAAGUUAAACACAUUACAUGUAAAGAAAAUGCUUUAUCGCGAGGGGUCGGGACAUAUAAACAAAUUGUCAAUUUAUUAAAUUGUCAAUUAUAAAUUGUCACUUUCCGUCCGAUAGUUUGUUGUAUUUUAUAUAUUUGUCAGCAUUGUUCGCCGAGUGUCCAAACACUAGAAUUUUAUCUUGAUUUUCUUAAACUUCGAUACAGCACAAAAUUAAACUCAACAGAUUAUAUUUCAAGUCUUUCAAACCUUUGUAUGCCCCAAAUGAAAUCUUGAUUCUUGAUCUGGAAAUCUCUGAAUUUAAAUUUUUUGUGUUGUUAUAUAAACGCAUGCUAAUUAUCAAUUAACCAAUGAAAUAGCUUCAUUUGUCAUAAAUUAUUCAAAUGAAGCACUGUCCAAUCAGAGACCUGUCCCCAAAUCUGGGAACUAUCCACGUGACCUGAACAAGGAUUAUGCAUCCAACUCACAGACGUUCUCUCGCGCGCUUCGUCGAAAGUAACGGCUGUACACAGGCUAUAAAUUCGUCAAACUGAUGUGUUCUUUUUUAUUUCAAAAUCACAGUGCAAGUUUUUCCAAAGUUUUGCUUUCUAUUCCCCCGUUCUUCAAAUCAGGGAAAAUCGUAAACGAGAACAAUUAUGUCACAGUUCUCAAAAUCUGGUUUCAUCCUUUUUUUUCCAGAUGAAUACAAAAUGAAAUUUGCAAUCGAAUUAAAACAUCACUUCCAAUUAUUAAAAUCAAGUUUAUUACGAUUAAAUGAAGUUUUUAGAAAUUAUUCCUUUCUUUCUCAGAACGAAUGUAGCUUUGUCAGCUUGCGUGAUGUCGAAAGAGCAAUGAAAGUUAUCACAUGGUUUCAUUCCAAUCCCGAAUUGAUCAAUUGGGUUAUUGGAGAUGAAGAUAAUGACAGAGAUCAAGAUAAUGAAAGUUCUGACGAAUCUGGUGACGACGAAAAUAAUGAUGACGUUGAACAAGUGAGGUUCUUGAGGUUCUUUCUCCUUCUGCACAAAAUUUUAUUAAUCAAGCACAUUAAGUUAAGGUGUCUAAGGAAAACGAUCUAGAACCCUUUUCGUUUUGAUUCUCGCCAAAGCUGGCCUGUGAUGUUAGGCCAUUAAAAGACAAAUAAUUGGUGACUGUAUUAUGUUUGUCUUAUUGAUAUGCAUUCGCUACUUUCUAUUUUUACAUUUUUUAGCCUUUAAGUCAAAUUGUCCGCGCUGUAAUCCUCGGCAUUGGUGUGUGUUAUUAUGCAAGAUUAAAUGAAAAAGAAGCAUACUGCGAUUAUAUUUGCGGAUAUUUUGACAAUUCAUGUCUGUUAUCAGGAGGUGCGUGCAGGAUGCAAAAAGAAAUUAUAAGGUGAGUUAAGUAGAUUGGCGAGAUUUACGCGGAUGGAAGGUUUAAGUUUUAACAUUAAUGUUUGUGCAUGUAGAUAGAGUUGUUUCAAAUGCACUUCAAAAAUGUACGGGUGAGGUCUUUAAAUUAAAUAACAAUUAAAAUUGCACAAGUCCAAAAGGCGAUACCUAAUUGUUCUUCUAAAUGCCAUGAGAAACCUUGAUAUUAUUUAAAAAUAUACAAGAAAAUGGUUUACGUCUAUGUAUAAUUUCGAUUCAAGAGCUUCAUUAACUUGUACCUUCGUUCCUGACGUUAUUUCCCCUUCACUGCAUGGAUGUUUUAUACCUCACUGAUUCGUUUGAAAAUUUGAAGAAAAUCUAAUUUACCAAGAAUACUUUUUCCUCUAUAUCAAUGCCAGGUGAAGAACACAUUCAUUUUCGUACCGUAUUUCCUUAUAUUGCCGGUUAGUAUAGGACCUGUAUAUGAGUUUGUAUGCGUUUCAUUUAGGACAGGUAGUCUCAACUGUUUUGGGGAAAAAUGACCAUGGCGGUCAACAUGGCAUAUGUGCCAAAACCUGAAUCCGGGACGAAAGUCCUGAAAAUGACCCCGCCCUGAAACGGCAGUGUCGACAUAGCUCUAACUUCCGAAAAGGAAAAGCGAUAGUCUUUCUGAAGUGCUUAUAGUGUAUAGAAGGGUUGCUUUUGGGGGUGAUCAUUGUGAGGAAAAAUUUGUCUAAGUAUAGUAUUUUACAAGAAAAUGACCGUGCACCACACCAGGUAAAUUGCUAAUUAUGCAUAAAAUAACUAAUAUGCCUGGAAGAAAUGAAAUUUUCUUAUUUCCUUAAAAAAAUAAUCAUGGGAUGAAAAACUAUGCUUAAUUUAAUAUAAUUAUUGUGGAUUUCAUAAGGAUUGUCAUUGUUUUCUUUAAAUAUAAUCCCCAAGCCAACGGCGCCGUUCCGGGCGUAAGCCCGGGGCGAGGGUACUAAUUCCGCCCGGCUAUUUACACCCGGGGAAAGAAAGGAACGCACUAGGGAAGUCUAAAGUUCAUCAAAUACCGCGGGCGCAUUGGGUAUGGGUGGUCAUCUCACUGAUCUCAAAAUAUGGCUGUUUGCCAGGAGUGAAGAAGGGAAAACUAUAAAAAUUACAUGUAAGAAAGCUUGGAAAAUCGUUUCACAUAACAAAUUGUAAAACUUUUUUGCAAUUUUUAAAUGUUAACAUUUAUAAGAAUUGAUUUAGUACGAGAAAUCCUAAAGUACUAGAAAUACAUGCAUGCAGUACCCCCUCGCCAAUAUUUUCCAAACAUUAAAUUAACAUGAAGUAUUCAGAAAUGACCAACACUGAACGCAGGCUCGCGCUCAAGUGUUGCCAUGACAACACGAUAUUCUUAAAUUUUUAAUUUUUUUUCAUAUUUUUUGUACAAAACUGCAAAAUAGUUGAAAGAUUCGUACUUUUAACUGUACAACAAUACAUUUCCGAAAUAGUAUACUGUGGGUAUUUUAUUUUGCAUUUUUGUGAGCUUUGAUUUAAUGUAAAAUUUAACUUGAAACGCUUCGUAAAAUGUUUUGAAAUGUUCAUUCAACUAAACUACAUUUUGCCGAUAAACUGUUUUCACUUAAUAAAACAUAGUAAGUUCAGUGGCGUAGCCAGCCCGACAAUUUAGUCCCGCUAUGCAAAUUCAAAAUUAUUAUCAUCAUUCAUUUCUUUAGAAAUCGAUUGUUUUCACAGUCAAUGAACACGAGAAUAUUUGCAUAGCGGGACUUAAUCGUCGGACUGGAUACGCUACCGAAUAAGUUUAUAAAUACAAAUAAAACACAUUGUUAGGUAAUUUCAGUCCAGUCUUCAAAUCAAUUUGUUCGCCUUUACAUUUUAAGAUUUUUUCUCAAAUUAAUUAAACGGUAAUUUAGGAAACUUAGAGCUUCGUUGAAAAGGAAAACAGUUCAUGUUUUUAGGCAAAAAGUUAAAGCAACAAAAUUCGUAAACAUUAAGUAUUCAAAGAAAACUUGCCGUAUAUUUCACGAUUUCCCAUAGUAAAUCAAUUCUUCUGAUUUCUUCAAACAAAAUUGCUUCAAGCUUGUUGUAUAUGAAACGAUUUUCCAAAUAUAUGUCUUUUAAAAUUGAAAUCUUGCUUAUCCCACUCCUACAAGCAAACAGCCAUAUUUUUUAGAUCAGUGAGAAUGACCACCCACUCAAGAUCGUUGGUCACGCCCGCGAUUAUUCAUGAACUUUAGACUUCGCUAAUGCUUUCGGUUCCCCGGGUGUAAAUAGCCGGGGGGAAUUAGGACCCUCGCACGGGGCUUCACACCGUCGGCUGUGAGAUUUUGUUUCAAUUGUUUAUGUAUGACUUAAAUUUGUAUUAUUAUAGACUUUGUUCUUGUUGUUCAAGUCUUUCCUAUGCAUUGUUGAUUUCAAAAAGGCUUUUGAUCUUGUUGAUCAUGAAAUCCUAAUUCUGAAACUUAGAAUGUUCGGAUGUUCUCCAUUAGUAUUGAAAUGGUUUGCGUCAUAUCUUAGUGAUCGUUAUCAACGCACUUAUUUCAAAAACACAUUAUCCGAUAUGCGUCCUGUUAAGAUAAGUGUUCUUCAAGGAAGUAUUCUCGGCCCCCUUCUUUUUAUCUUAUUUAUCAAUGAUCUCCCUUCUCAACUUUCGCACUCAGAAUCCACAAUGUUUGCAGAUGACACCGCCGUUCUAACAGAAGGUUCUUCCUUUCAUGAUUUAAAUGUGAAACUUAACCUUGUUGCUCAAGAUCUCUCAAUAUGGACUCAACAAAACCGAAUGGUGACUAAUACAUUGAAAACCAAGACCAUGCUCAUUCAUUCUCCGCAACAACUUAAGAAUACUUCAGACCGUUCUCUAUCAGUUACUCUUAAUGGCAACAUACUUGCACAGGUGAAGCAAGCAAAAGUGUUGGGUUUAACGCUUGACGAGUUUUUAAUUUGGACAAAGCAUAUUGACAACUUGUGUUCAACAAUCAAUAGUAAACUUGCUUUAUUACGCAGGAUUAAACCCUUUUUAACUAAGGUGAUCGCUAGAUAGUAUACUUCAAAAUAAGGUUUUCAUUUUUAUAACGUAGAAAAAACUAUCCUAACGCAAAACUAAACCCUAACCCUAAUACUAACCCUCACCCUAACCCUAACCUAACCCUAACCUAACCCUAACUUAUUUUAAUUAUUUUAAAAAUUGAUAUAAAAACGGAAAUCUUAUUUUGAAGUAUACUAUCUAGCAAUUGCCUUUUAACUAAGGACUGUGCUCUUCGCUUCUAUAACUCCUGUAUUAAUUCAAGUCUUAUCUAUUGCUCUGUAACUUGAGGAAACUGCUCAAAAACACUUUUACUUCGCAUUCUUCAACUGCAAAAGCGUGCAGCACGUAUUAUUCUAGACGCUGACUUUUCUACUCCUUCUGUUCUUCUUUUUUCCCAUAUUCGAAUAAUCCCAAUCUUUGAUCUUGUUAAAUUUAGGAAUCUUCUCUUACUAAUUAA
Molecule: messenger RNA, 8055 nt
Organism: Paramuricea clavata
Lineage: Eukaryota; Metazoa; Cnidaria; Anthozoa; Malacalcyonacea; Plexauridae
Source: the annotation of a GenBank genome assembly